CGGAGGGAGCGGAGCGCGGAGACGAUUCGAUGAAGUGGGGAUCAUUCUGUCCUACUCUGCAGGACCGGAGUGAACUCCUGUUAACUCUGCCUUCGUCAGGACUCUGAGCGGGAGAAAAUCUGCGUUUACGCUGCAAGUAAUUGACUUUGAUAGAUCGAACUGUGCGCUUGGACCCAAUAAAGGACAGAGCGGUUCUGAAUUAAGCGCUCGCCUCUGAGGAGUGAUCCGGAUCUUGUGGAGAGCGGAACCCAGGCAGCACCAGUUGGGGUCCCUGUCUGAUUUCUGCUGGGUCGAUGAGUUCCCUCGUGUACCCGGGACUGAAGGAGUGUGAAACGGUCGCCAUGCUGCACUACGGCGGUUCGGUGAUCCGGAGCAGGGUUCCCAGCGGCUCCAGUGGGCAGUUUAACGCGGGGCUGAUCACUUCUUCGUGCGGGGUGCAGAAGCAGCAGUUUACCUUGCACGGCCCGCAGCUGCUGGCCAGCUUCCAGCUGCAGAAGCUCAAUAGCCAGUACCACAGCUCGGCGCUGCAGCCCGCCCCGCUGUCCGGAGACGGCCAGACAGCGGGUGCUGCCCAGACCCCGGCACAGGCCAUCCCGGGAGCUCCAGCGCCGCAUGCCCCGGGCAUCAUCGACACGGAUCUCAUAGAUGAGGACGUGCUCAUGACCCUAGUGCUGGAACUGGGUUUGGAUCGAGUGGACGAGCUGCCUGAACUUUGGCUGGGACAUAAUGAAUUUGAUUUCACUUCAGAUGUGACUUCGGUCACCUGCUGACGGUGAGCCCGCCUGGAGACUGUCAGUGGACUGAACCGAUUCAAAUGCAAACACGCCGGUUGACAUCGGGCGAUUUGAGAACGUUUGCGACCGGUUUCCUACAUACAAACUGUGUUAACAGACUCCGACAAAGAGCUGGCCUUUGUGUUGCCCAGAGUUGCGUCUUCAUUCAGAUUUUCGCCUUUCCGCGGUGACCGAGAAACGGAAUGGAUACCGCACUGGAGAUGCUAUGACACAAAGCGAGUUGCGUUUUAAACACGAACCAAGAGGAAGCCCGGACACGGAGAAUCGACGGCCUUGAACGACGUGCCUUAAACAUAAAGUAUGGGUAUGGUUCUUGCUGGUUUAUUGAAAUGGAGAAAAACAGGACCUCGGGCUCUCCCUUAAAUAACAACAUCCAAACAUAUCCCAUUUACUGGAAACGACCCAGAUCCUCGACAUUUCUCCCCCACUCCCGCGGAUGCUGUUCUCUCGCCGAGUUCCUCAGACAGAUUGUUUGAUAUCCCUUUUGCUUUUUCAUGUCCCGUACGGCUUCGCGAGACAACUCCUUGGAGUUUCGUGGAGAGUUAUGGCUUGUUGAAUAGAUUUCUAAAAUUGGUGUGUUUCGUAGGGUUGGACUUCCUCGCAUAAAUCCACUUUGUCAUAUUCGAUUCCUUCCAAUUACGCACAAAUGGUAAUGUCGAUUUCAACUGGUUCUCUUACCUUGAGG
This is a messenger RNA of Hypanus sabinus (Atlantic stingray), 1479 nucleotides long. It is a transcript of the gene cited1, whose product is annotated as Cbp/p300-interacting transactivator, with Glu/Asp-rich carboxy-terminal domain, 1. The coding region runs from base 294 to 770 and encodes 158 amino acids. Gene Ontology annotation, biological process: regulation of DNA-templated transcription. The record is from RefSeq and is a predicted model, not a curated record. Gene Ontology annotation, cellular component: nucleus. The transcript has 2 exons. NCBI's taxonomy places the organism in Eukaryota, Metazoa, Chordata, Chondrichthyes, Myliobatiformes, Dasyatidae.